This is a messenger RNA of Populus trichocarpa (black cottonwood), 1031 nucleotides long. RefSeq names its product protein CHAPERONE-LIKE PROTEIN OF POR1, chloroplastic. The transcript is spliced from 5 exons. The coding region runs from base 115 to 915 and encodes 266 amino acids. NCBI's taxonomy places the organism in Eukaryota, Viridiplantae, Streptophyta, Magnoliopsida, Malpighiales, Salicaceae. Gene Ontology annotation, cellular component: chloroplast membrane. The record is from RefSeq and is a predicted model, not a curated record.
AAAGAGCCGACCUUCCUUUGCCCUUUGCCUCUUACCCCAGAGCCAGAGAACAAGCCUGGGAGGCUUCGCAGACUGAGGGAGAGAGAUAAUCGUUAGAAAACAGAGAGAGAAAGAAUGGUUUGUUCUCUGUUUCUCUCAAAUUCUAGUACUGCUACAACCAUCUCCUCUCCUUUAGUCCUUUCCCAUAAACUAAGAUGUACACAAGAACACACAAAAAAAGGAAUAUAUUUCUCCACCCCAAUUUCAAGAAGCCCUAGAAUUGGCCUUGCCAGCAUUAAAUGUGCUGUGGAUGCACCUUAUGAAGGUAACAUCCCAAAAUUUCCUCGGAUGAAUGUUUGGGAUCCUUAUAAGCGUCUUGGUAUCAGUCCCUAUGCAUCUGAAGAGGAAAUUUGGAGUUCCCGCAAUUUUCUCAUGCAACAAUAUGCUGGGCAUGAAACAAGUGAAGAAUCAAUAGAAGCUGCCUUUGAGAAACUGUUGAUGACUAGCUUUAGAGAGAGGAAAAAAACAAAAAUUAAUUUGAAAACCAGGCUAAAGAAGAAGGUGGAGGAGUCUCCUCCUUGGGUUAAGAAUUUACUCGAUUUUGUGGAACUUCCUCCAGUGGAAGUCAUUUUUAGGAGAUUGUUCCUCUUUGCAUUUAUGGGUGGCUGGAGUAUCAUGAAUUCUGCGGAAGGGGGUCCUGCUUUCCAGGUCGCAGUCUCUUUGGCAGCUUGCAUAUAUUUCCUCAAUGAGAAGACGAAGAGCUUGGGCAGAGCUUUCAUUAUUGGGCUUGGAGCUCUUGCAGCUGGGUGGGUAUGUGGUUCUGUAUGUGUCCCCGUGAUUCCAACAGUUAUAAUACCCCCAACUUGGACGCUCGAACUCAUGACAUCUUUGGUAUCAUAUCUUUUCUUGUUUCUCGGAUGUACUUUUCUCAAGUGAGAUCUCAGUUGCACAAUGUGCUUGUAGACAUCAUUUUCACGCUUGAAAUUAAACAAGCAUGUGUACAAUUAUUUAAUUUUAUUAAAUAUAAGACUUGGUACAAUUUUUAUUUAAAA